Messenger RNA from Aplysia californica (California sea hare), 9786 nucleotides. Its product is annotated as WD repeat-containing protein 26. The record is from RefSeq and is a predicted model, not a curated record. Gene Ontology annotation, biological process: proteasome-mediated ubiquitin-dependent protein catabolic process. The transcript is spliced from 14 exons. Gene Ontology annotation, molecular function: protein binding. Bases 217 to 1977 code for a protein of 586 amino acids. NCBI's taxonomy places the organism in Eukaryota, Metazoa, Mollusca, Gastropoda, Aplysiida, Aplysiidae. Gene Ontology annotation, cellular component: GID complex.
UUGGAAGUGACGUCGCAGAGCAAAACAUUUGGGACUUGUCAAGGAUUAUUUUUGUUGCUGAACGUCGCUCACUCUUCAUCAAUGGCCCUUUGGUUUGGUGUCAUAAGACAUAACAAACCAUUGUGACUCUAAGCAAUACUGGCAUCGUCUUCCGAUUCAGAAGACGGUGGUGUUUCGCCCCCACCGCCCAAAAAACUGCGGUUUUCACUCACGAAUAUGCAGGCCAAUGGCUGUUCACAACACAAUGGGACGACGGACUCAAGUCUUGUAGAUCCUCACUCCAUUAGAACUUCUGCUUCAACGUCGAACGGGGCUGUAACAGCAAACGGAACGAUGACAGGCCAGAAUAGCAAGAAUCUGUCCAAAACAGACCAGGACAUCGUGAGACUCAUUGGGCAGCAUUUACGUGGUUUGGGCUUCAAUCAAACAGCAGAGCAGUUGAUUGCAGAGUCAGGUUGUGCCUUAGAACAUCCAACUGCUGCCAGGUUCAGAGCUCAUGUGAUGGAUGGUGAAUGGGACAAGACAGAAGAUGAUCUCCAUGAACUUGAGGCAUUAGUGAAAGGCGGAAAGGAGGAUGUCAUAAAAAUGCGAUUUCUCUUGUUGGAGCAAAAAUACUUGGAGCUCCUGGAGGAUGGAAUCCCCUUGAAAGCUCUUGAGUGUCUGAGGCAUGAGCUGACCCCACUUAAAUACAACACAGAGAGAGUUCACGUUCUAAGCACGUACAUGAUGUGCAGUAGUGCUCCAGAAUUGAGAGAAAGCUCACACUGGGAGGGGAAAGGCCCUGUCAGUCGUCAGAAACUCAUUGAAAACCUUCAAGAAUUCCUACCCCCAUCAAUCAUGCUCCCUCCACGCCGACUUUUCACUCUGCUCAGCCAAGCUGUGGAGCAACAGAAAGAGAAAUGCCCCUACCACAAUACACAGCUUGAUUCAGAUCUCUCCUCUAUAUCUCUACUCAUGGAUCACAUUUGCACCAAGGAACAGUUCCCAAGUGCCACCACUCAGGUGCUGUGGGAUCACUCGGAUGAGGUUUGGUACUGCCAGUUCUCACCUGACGGAACCAGAUUAGCCACAGGCUCCAAAGACAACAAACUUAUCAUAUGGGAUGUAGACCUGGAUUUGUUUGAGGUGCGCCAUCAACGAACUCUGGAUGAACACAAGUUUGGAGUUGGAUUUCUCACUUGGUGUCCAGACAAUAUGCACCUGCUUGUCUGUGGACCAGAUGAAACAAAUGAAGUUUACAUAUACAACGCUGUGACCGGAGAAGUCCGGCAGAGAAUCCACCAGAACAGUGAUGAUAGCCUAACGUACGCUGCCUGGAUGCCAGAUGGCCGCAAGCUUGUGGUGGGAGGUGUCAGGGGACAGUUUUAUUAUUGUGACAUCGAUGGUAAUGUGAUAGACACAUGGGAAGGCAUAAGGAUACAAGGUCUGGCAGCGUUGGAUGACAAAGUAGUGCUGGCAGCUGACACACAUAACAGAGUGCGAGCCUACAAUUUUGACACACUGCAAGACUUUCCCAUAAUUCAAGAAGACCAUCCAAUCAUGACGUUUGUCGUAGAUGACAAGAAAGAAUAUGCAUUAGUCAAUGUUGCAUCUCAGCUUAGUAUUUAUAGAUACCCUUUAUCUUCUUAUAAGGGUUGCCAUCUGUGGGAUCUGAAGGACAAGGUUCUGCUACGCAAGUUCCAUGGUCAGACCCAGGCUUUCUUCACUAUUUAUUCCUGUUUUGGCGGCCUCAACCAAGACUAUGUAGCCAGUGGGAGUGAAGAUCACAAGGUUUUUAUCUGGCACAAGAGGCGAGAGUCUCCCGUUGCUGUUCUUGAGGGACACCGACUCACGGUCAACUGUGUGCACUGGAACCCUUGUGAGCCGAGCAUGCUGGCCAGUGCGUCAGAUGAUGGAACUGUCAGGAUCUGGGGGCCAAAAGACAAGCAGAGGAGGAGAAAAGAGUGUUUAUGUUUCUUCUGUUCACAGACAGUAUAACCAGCUCUGGUCGCAGUUCUCCAGUAUGACAGUGCAACUAGUCCUGUAGACUCAUCCACAAGCACCUCAUUCGCUUCACCUGGCCAUCAUCAACUCACCCUUGACCUUUCAUUGGACUGCUUCGGUUUUGUUGUCAGCUUUGUGUGAAGGGAGAUAACGUGCCUGCUGCGUGAGCAUUUCUUUGCCAACUUGAGUGUAUUUUGUCAUAGAGUUUCCUUGUUUAUAUUGUAAAGAUGUGAUUAAUUAUAUGAAUGAAUUUUUUUGUGAAUAAAUACAAUUUUAGAGAAUGCUUGAAUGCUGUUUCCAAUCUCCUUAUAUUUGUUUCCUUACCGUAUUUUAUUGUUUGACUUUUAAAGAAAACUUCAUUUGAAUUGAACAGAGGAUAUUUAGGAUCUCUAAGAUUGUAGAGUAAAGAAAGCGCUACUUUCAGCUUGUAUUUUUUUCAUUUUUGUGGUCAAGAAUUUUGUUUGAAAUGUCAGAUAUGCUAUGAGUAGAUAAGGGAAAAGCUGAGCAGGUUUUUAAACAUUGCUUUUUACAUGACUGUUUAAGCCUUCCUAUUUUUUAGUCCAUGUAGUAUGGGUAGUGUCAAGAAUGAGGAAGCUGUUUAUUCCCACACUCAUAUCUGGGGUAUUGAGCCAUGGAAAGCAUUCACAACGAAAAAAUUUAUUGAAGUGAUUUUGCUUCAGAUGUGGCUCCCCAAGUACUUGUUUUAUUGAUGAACCCUUUUACCAAUAUAGGUGGGGCAGAGUCCAUGCUGUUGAUUAUUAAAGAAUAGAUGGGGGUUUUUUUUAGCUCCUUUUUAUGUGCAGUUUCGUCAGUGCAGAGGAUGUAAUAUCUGUUUAUGGAAUGUAUUUGGCAGAAGGUAAAAAGGAUUCUCAAAAAUUGCGUUUCAAAAUUGUUGCUUUUAUUUAUAUUUGUGAAUGUGCAAGCAGAAGAAUGAAAUCAGCUGACAGAAUUGCAGAUGGAGAGCUAGGGAGUGAGAAGAGUUAGUUUUAGGAAUUGGAUGAAUUAUAAAUGUUCUGGAUGAAUGUGUCAAUGUAAGAGGACAGAAAGACAUAACAGUCAGAAUGCUUUUACUGCAAGUCUAUGGUACAUACUCUCCAUUUAGCUGACAAUAAUUGUCUGCCCAAGUCCUGGGGUGUUUUUUUUUCAUAAUCUGGUCAAAUGUAACGAUGUAGCAUCACCUAUCACCUUUUUUAAUAUCUCCACGGGGAAAAAAUUACUGUACUAGUGGGAAAACAGAGUACUUGAGAGAUGAAUGAUAGUGUUGGUGUAUAUUGUCUCGAUAAUGACCUCUCGCCAAUUGUGAAUGUUGAUUAUAGUCAUGAGGAAAUUUUUUAUAUGAAUAACUGGAAGGCUGGUUAAUAAAGAAUUUAUGCUACAUUUGUCACGGUAAGUUUUUAAUUUGUACAUUACCCUUUAAGACUUUUUAAAAUAUGUGUCUUAUGCUUGUUGGUUUCUUCUUUUCAAUUGUCCUUAAAAACGAAUCUUUUUGUUAUGAUAUAAUUCUCAGCACAGCUUACAGGAGAGAGCAAAUUAUUCCCUGAGCAAAUUUUGACAUGCAUUGCAUUUGAUAUGCACAGCAGAUCUCAUCUCAGGAACAUCAUGUAUUAAUUUAUUGGCCAUUAACUUCCCUCCUCUGCUUUUCAUGCUCGUCCAGUCAUUUGCUCACUUCUUGUCGAGAAUAAAAACACUCUUGGUCUUAUUUGCCUCUGUGAGUGUAGUGUGUUAAGGUGAGGGAACAUUUUAAAUUGCAUUAUAAAAGAAUAAGAGAUUCUCUGUGGGUCAAUUGUGGGUGCUCUGGUGUGGUUUAUUCCUUCUUUCCUGUCAAACAUCUAUCGUCCAUAUCUGUCCUUCUUUUCUUUGUAUGUUAUCUCUUUUAAUACUUCUUAUCUUCAGCACUUUUAUUACCUAUUUGUGUUGCAAGUGCUGCAAAACUAUUACUAAAACCAAACCAAAAAAAUAUAGUGAUUCUUUUGUACUUUUCUGUGGCAUAUUCUUGCAGAAACAGAUGCUGUAUCUUUGAUUUGUUGUGAAGUGACUCGAGUGGGAAAUGGAUUUGAUCAAGGCCUUCAAGUGGCCCUGCGAAAGAAAAAGCAAUUUGUUAUAGUAUGAUUCGCCAGAGUAAAAGAUAAAUCUGGUGUUUCCUCAUGUGCCCUGCUGAAGAGUGUGCCUGUGAACGUCCAUCGUGCCCAUGUAGAGGUAUCAGAUCCAGUGUCAAUCUUGAAUGAGUAUUCACACAUCUGAACCACUGGGGUCUGUGCCAAUGAUUGGUAAUAUGCUACACCCUCUUGAAGAAUAAUAAUGCUACACCCUCUUGAAGAAAUGCCCAAUUCAGAAUUUUAGAAAUGCACUUCAGCACUGAACUGAAUGACCCUAUUGUAUUAGCAUAAGAAGUCUUGUAUGCACUCAUUAAAAAAAAAAGAAAGCAACCCUCUGAUAAAGGUGUGCCAUUAUUGCUAUACAUAGUUAAGAAGUUUCAGGCAGUAGCAGAUAUAUGAAUAGUUCUUGUUCUCUUUGCUUGAGUUUGGUGAGCUGAAAUGGUUUUGUGUGCACCCUCCAUAUUCACACAUACUAAUGGUUCUAUAAGGUGCUGCUGUGUUUACUAUGAGAGGAAUUUGUAUUUAGUGUAUAUUUGUUUGUGUAUCCAGUAAUCAGAAAACUGAAGGUGACAUGUCGGUGAAUGCUAUUUGGUGGUGGUUCCCACUUGGGUGUCAAGUGUCAGUUUCAACAUAUAUGUUUUUUUAAACCUUUAUGCGGGGUAUUUUUAUUUUCCUUCAUCAUGCCAAAGUUUAUUUCAAAGUUGGAGCACAUACCCAGUAUUGUAAAGGAGAACUGGUCAUCAGUGAACUGAAUGGAUAAUUAAAUGUUCUACUUUGUGUUUUGCAGAAAGUCAUAAACUUGAGCAUUAUUUUUGGGCUAACCAGAAAAAAAUCUCAAGGUUGGUAACUACAACAAUGGUGUGUAUGCGUAUCAGUUUCAUACUAAUACCCAUAACUCAAUGGAGAAUCUGGUGCAAAUCCUAUUCAUCUCGUACUAUACUUUGUGGAACUUGUACCUAUAGUUAAAUGAACAAAGACACCAUGCUUGCUCUAGUGUUAAGACACUGUGGAGAACUGUGAUUUAAGUCCAUUUCAGACCUCUUGUUCAAAGACUCUGGAAGGCCAUCUACCUGAUGUAAUUGUGAUGAAAAUUGAAUUCUGUUUUCUUGUUGAAUUCAUAGACUCAGUUGUGCCAAGUGAGCAGUUAGUGCAAGAGCUUGUCUCUGAAAUGAACUCGGCUUGGAAUGAACAAGGGACACAAUAAACAAAUUCAGAAUGUGUGUAGAGUUGGGAGGGUGCCUUGGCCAUUCUGGGAAGCCAUAUGAGCAAAGACUCAAAAUGAUCAUCAAACUGGUGACUUGCCUGUUACUUCACCAUAAACUGACAUCUGACUUUUUUCCACCUGUUUUGUAUAAAUGAGUUUUAGACUUUUCGUUCAUCAUACGUAUUUAGAAUUCUUUUGUUCUUUUAUACUUUUUUGUGAUGUUUGUCUGUUCCUUAGUGUGGUUGCUGUAUUUGGAAGAAUGUUUUGAAUUGGUAAUUUUUAAAUCCUGGCCACCUUGCACAGAAAAGGUAGGCCUACAAAUUUGAUUCCUGAUUUUGAAGAGAUAGCCCCAGUGCUUUUUUCCCCUGGGAUAUAGGGUCUGGAUUGGCUUUUAUGGAGGUAAGACAGUCGGCCUCCCGAAUUAUAUUAAUCAUAUUGAGGUGUGACACAUUUACAAUCAUGAUAGAUCCAGGCUAGAAUGUAGCCCUAUCAUGGCCCCAUAUGUUGUCAAACAGUUUGGGCUGUCCUUGAGCCAGAGCAAGGGAAAACGAAGCACUUUGACUGUUCCGAAUGUUUCCAGUAGAGAGAAAUGUUCCUUUGUUUUGUCCACUCUUCUUAGGGGGUCUCUAUUAUAUCAAGAUUGCCCUUUUAAUUUAACCGGUUCAGAAACCUUAUGCUUUCUCUUUUUGUGAAGUUCAAAACUAAAGAAGUGACUCAGGACAAACCACUUUUGUGAAACAAAAGGAUUCAAGUGUGUGUUCGUGACAUCUGCCUGGGUUUUUUUUGUACAGUUGAUAGAAAUCAUUUCUUGGAAUGUGCAUAUAUCCAGUCACAAUUCACAUUGUUUAUAGUACUGAUGCUGAAUGUUCAGAGAUGUCCUUCAUUGAAUGGAUUCAAUGAGAGUAUAGUUGCUGCCUGUUUUCACCUUCUCCACCAUUAUAAUUAUAUGGUCAGUUUCAGUUACUUUGAUGAGGAACAUGGCAAGCCAACUCUCUCUUUAAGUAUGAUUUACCCAUACUUAAUGUCUCAUGAGAGAACGAUAUAUUCUAAAAGCAAUGAGUCAUUUUUGGUAUUGGGGUGGGGGUUUUUAAAGUGGAUCUUGAAAUUACCGUUUUUGUAUUGGAGUGACAUUAUAAACUAUUUCCUGCUUUCUUCUGGGUUGUAGUGUAGUUGUUUUCCAAACAGCAUGGGUUGACCUUGGCGGUCAGGGUUGAGAUAGCCUGUCUUCUGACUAAUCUGAAUUGUGUUGAUAGGUAUGUAAUUCAUUUACAAGCAAUCUCUGUUCAGAUGUUGUAAAUUAGGCCUUACUCAGUCCGAAAUGACUCAUGGGAUAUCAGAGAAUAAGAAUUUUUCUCUCCAAUGUCACUUUAAUUUUGUUUGUAUGGUCUUUUGUCAAAGAUGUGCAGUUGUUUUUUAAGGAUUCCGUCAGUUCCAAAAUAUACAGAACCAUCUCACCUACUUCAAUUGCUUUGUUCCUUAUUAAUGUAACUGAGAAUCGUGAAUUUGAAAAUCAGUAUGUCGGGGCCAAUCAAAUUCAGAUUCAAGAACUAAGUUUGAUUCGAUAAUAACAAACAAAGCUAACUAAGUUUAUAUUACUGUAAAAAACUGUCACCUUUGUCCAACUAUUUGGAAAAAAGAAAUGAAGUCAAUAAAACAAUAUUGGACAAAAAUAUGGAAACCCUAAAAUUGUAAGGUGCAAAAACAUGGAAAUUAGAAAACAGGCUCUGAAGUUGAGCAAUAUGUUACAUCGGACCCCACACACUUCAGAAAUAAAUGAAAAUGAAAUGCAUAUAUAUAUAGAUGAGUAAAGUUUUUUUGUUUUGUUUUUUUAGUAAAACUGAAAAACGCCAAACUUUCAUGAGAUAAUGAGAUAAGAAAAACAAAAAAUCCUCCAAAGGUCAAAUUAUUAUUUUCCUUUCACUUUCAGGCCUUGGAGCUCAGUGCAACUUAAGUCUGAUUGUGAUUGGCGCUGACACAUAUCUCUUUGCCGUUCCUUUGUUCCCCAUGAUGGUCUACUUGGCUGUUCUCAGCUUACAGAAAAAUGCAUAAGACCAUAUUAUGAAAGCAUCUAUUUGAGUGUCCUUGAUGAACCAUAAAUCAACCAUUAUCCAUCAGUUUUUGUGCCCAUAAUUAUUCAACCUUUGUCCAUAAUUUUUUUUCCUCAUAAAAUCAUGCUUGCUGCGACCAUCUACACAAAUCAUAGGCAAGCAUGUGUUUUUUGUAGAUACCAUAAUAAUGCCCUCUUGUACAAGAUGUGUAUCAUAGAUCUCAAAGACAUUGUUCUACUGUUUAUGUGGAAAGUUCUUACAAGUCACUUUGUGUAUGAUUUUAUGUGCAAGUACUAAGUGUCUAUGAUUAUGAAAGCCAGUGUCUGAUGAGCAAUAAAGGGUAUGUUUUGGCUUUUUUUUCCCCCUUUCUUUUCAAGGCUUUAUUCAGGCUAGAAAUCAUUAUGCACUUUCUUCCUUCACAAUUCAGUGCCUUACUAUUUUUUUACUUUCACUGUUUUGCUUUUUAAAAAGAAAAUAACAUUUAAGAUUUAAGAUUUUUGACUCUUUCUGGCCCAUACACUGACACAGUGGUGACUCCUUGGUGGAUGGGAAUGUUUCAAUAUUUCAACUAUUCUCUACAUGAAAUAGUAUUGAAAACUUGGCAAAAUUAUUUUCUGUAAAAAAUAUUUUAAAAUUUAUUUUAAACUUCCCUUCUCUAUGCCAACAUAAUGAUAUUGGGGACAGCAGUAUGUGAUAUGCUUGCAGCAUAAAAGUGAACUAGACUAGACUUCAACAAAUUAUUGUAGAAAGUCAUUAUAAUAAUGUCGUGUUCUGUGCUGAGGUAUGAGCCACUGACAUUCCAACAUAAAGUCCCCGUAAAGUGAAGGCAGAUACAUUCUUUGUAACAUUCUCUGAAGCUGACAAGUUUUGGUAGAGUAGUGUGUAAAAUGUUUCCAGUAAAUCAGUGUUAAAGUAUAGUUCUCAAAGUCCUGCUGGUGGAGUGAUAGUGUUGGGGCAGAAAAUUAGACUGGUCAGUGUAAACAGAAACAAAAUUCUUCAAGAAAAACCUUUGUGUUAAAAAAAUAUUCACUCGUUCAGAGUAAUGUACCAGUGAAUAGUGUUGGGAAUGGUGUUUGACAGGAGAUUUCGGUGUCUUUUAAUAUGAAUAUGGAGUGGAGAGGGUUUAAAUAAGAUUACACAGAAAGAGAUUUCUGAAUUGGGUUUAUAGUGUAAAUAAACCUUACUAAUCUUAUACAAAGUAAGAGCUUGGGAAUCAUAAGUGAUAAAAACUUUUUAGUGUGGCACAUGCAUAAUUUUCAGUUGAUUUUUCACUGAAUUUAUUAUAUUUUUAUGCUAAUGAGUAUUUUCUUUUGUAUUUUGAAUAAAUUGCAGGUUUAGUUCCUAUUAGUGGAAAUCAGUAUGACGUGAAGAAACAAAUUGUCAUAAUUUUCUUUUCAAUUAUUUAUCCUUUUCACUUGAACUUUAAUGCACUGUGUUAUAUCUAGUUUUGCCUAUAAAUUAGUUUUAUUUGAGAUGAGUGGAAGAUGGAGAGUUGGUACUUAUGAGUUUCUUUUUGUGUCUGUCUUUAUUUUUUUUUACACUUGUUGGAAAGAAAUUUUUCUUACCUGCUAAGUGAUUCGUGAUGGGUGUCACUCCUUUUGUCAUGAGUGGAAACAAAAAAAGUGCUGCUAAGCUCAAUUCUUACAUUAGCAUACAUGCCUCAGAAAACGUAAAAGCUGCAGUUUAUGGUAUGUGUGCCCAUGCGUUGCCAUACAUUUUUAUGUUAAUGUGAAUUGCCCGAUGUUCAUGUCUCUUUUAAUCAAUUAUUGCAAGCGAACCAUUAGUGCAAACGAUGGAGAAACAAUCAGAAUCGUCUCUGACCCGCAGCACACUCCGGAGAUGCCCUCAGUCUCUCUUGAGUGAAAAACGUCACUUUACAAACUGGCUCAGUUCAUCCCUCCAUGACAUUCCUCCCUCUACAAUCCGCUACUAUGGCAGCAAACUACCCGAUGGUGUUCUAGGAACAACUGUGUAAUGGGAAGUUGCAAUUUUGAUUCCUGCUCAUUUUCAGGACAGCCACCCAAAGAACCGUCUGAUUCUUUGUAAAAAAAAAUUUAAAAAUUGUAAUCCAAAGUGAGCAUAGAAGGGUGCUGGGUUGAUUUCUUUUUCUCUAUAAUCUCAAUUAGUCAGCUUUCCUACUGAAGGAAGCUGAUGAGAGAUUUAGAAGAAAACAAUAAUACAACAGCAGCUGUGACUUGUGAAUUCAGCAGAAAUUUUACUAGCUCCAGAGAUUUACCCAACCCAAUGAUAAUGUAAAUAUGUCAAUGCAACCUUGUGUAUGAAAUAAACCUAUGCUUUGUGUUCUUUGCAUGUCACCUUUCAGCCAACUGGAUUUCUCAUCUUGUAGUUAAGUGUGUUGUGGAAUUCUGUGUAAUCGAUAAUUACUAUUUUCUUGUGAAAACAAAAUUAAGAAUGCCUUCUAAUAUGAUCAAUAAAAAUUAAUAAAUGUAUACAA